AGGCAGAGAGUUUCAUUGGGAUUUCUAUACCAAGUUCUUUACAUAAGUGUGCCAGCUACUUUGCAGGAAAAAAAAACAUUGAGAAAAGUGUACAUAACACCCCACAAAGUGGGGAAAGCUUUACUGAUGGACGAAAAGUAUGAGGCAGACUACUCAGCAGAUACUACAGCUCUAGACCACAAGUCAAUAAGUGCCUUUCUAGUGACUUAAAUGAGUUUUGGAUGAAGUCCUAAAAUUCCAUCUACACUGGGGUUAUUCUCAGAGUAGGAUUAGCCAAUUUAGUGGCAAAAAGUCUCUUCCUUGCUGCAGCUGCGGGGAAUUAUAGGUUCGAUAUACCUAGCAGAAUGAAGGCCUUAUGGUAGAAACUAUGACCACUGAACUGAACAAUGAAACUAUAAAAUGAUAAAAAGACUCCUGUGAAUUACAAAACCUUCAGACUGUUGGGCAAGCCAAACGUUAUUAAAGUAGGGCCUCUUUAAAAAAAAAAAGAAGCAAAUACAAAUGGACAUUGAAUUGGAUAGAGAUGGCAAUACUUUGUUCUGCCUGAAAUCAAGACUCUUGUAUACAUGGGGCCCACACGGUUGCUCUUCCAACAGUAAAUUUAGUUUUUCACUCUAGAUUGCAUUCACAAGUUGCAAAUUAAUGUCACAAAGAAGCAGGGAUAAUUAAGGAGCAGUAAGAUGUAUGUAAUGGCUUCCAGCACAAUCCAUUUUUAUCUGAUUGUUAAUCCUCCUGAUGAUUCCUUUUCAGGAAGUAAGGGCUGUACAAUGGCAGAGGACCACAACACAAAAGACACCUUGAAACCCCUGGUGUUCCGUCUCCACGACAGCGUUCCUAAAAUGGUCCGUGAAGUCUUAAUGGAACGUGGCUGGAGUGAAUUUGAUAAACGACAGCAGGACAAAUCAGACUGGAAUCUGUACUGGCGGAACACCCCUUUCCAUGUGACAGACCACCGUAACAUUAAACCCUGGCAGAGGCUCAAUCACUAUCCAGAAACAGUCAAGAUCACAAGGAAAGACUAUCUGGCAAGAAACCUUAAACGUAUGAAAGGAAUUUAUGGAUCAGCACUGUAUGAAUUUAGUCCAGUGGCAUUCAUUAUGCCAAACGACUAUGUCAAGUUUAUAGCAGAAUAUAGCAAGGAGAGACAAUCCCAAGGCAGAAAGUCAAGCUACUGGAUUUGCAAACCUGUGAAUCUGUCUCGAGGAAGGGGGAUACUCAUUUUCCAGGACAUUAAGGAUCUCAUAUAUGAUUAUGUGGUCAUUGUGCAGAAGUAUAUUAGUAACCCUUUGCUUAUUUCUGGGUACAAAUGGGAUCUCCGCCUGUAUGUUUGUGUCACUAGUUUUUGCCCCCUCACCAUUUACACUUAUGAAGAAGGACUGGUGAGGUUUGCCACAGAAAAGUUUGACCUCAGUUCUCUAGACAAUGUAUACGCCCAUCUGACAAACACCAGUAUCAAUAAGUUUGGGCCCUCAUAUAAAAAAGAUAAAGUAGGGAUUGGCCGUGGUUGCAAAUGGACAUUCAGCAAAUGCCGUUCUUACCUACGCAGCAUUGGCGUAGACGACCUACUUUUGUGGCAAAGAAUCAACAACAUUGUGACACUGACCCUUCUUGCUAUCACCCCUUCUGUACCAUUGACUCACAAUUGCUUUGAGCUCUUUGGGUUUGAUAUUCUGAUAGAUGACAAAUUCAAACCAUGGCUUUUAGAAGUGAACUGCAGCCCAGCCUUACAUUUAGACUGCUCCAUUGAUGCAACAGUGAAAAAAGGACUUCUCCAUGAUGUCAUUGAAUUACUAAACUACAAACAAAUUGACACCCUGAGACAAAGUAAAGGAGUCAGGACUAAAGCAUCCUGUGCUAGUAAGUCACAGGUCUCCUUGAGUAUUCACAGUAAAAGUACAACUGAUUCUGCCCCACAUUUCCUUGCUUCUAGGCAACCACAGACUGAAUGCACUGUCGCUUCUCCUGUACAAUCUCUCUUGGAAGUUGCAGGAAGAUCAUUUAGUGAAGAGGCCAUAGUGACUAGGAAAGCAGCCAGAGUACAUCCAAGGAAAACACUGACCUCUCAGCUCCGGGAGAGGAUGAACACGCCAAAAACAUCUUUCCCCUCCAGAGCUGCAUCUAAUAGCAAACCAAUACAAGGAACUUUACAUCAUGUGCCUGUGCCUGUGCCUGGCCAAUCCACCCAAUGGCUGCCCAUUGAGUUAUAUAAAAACAAAUUAAGCAUCCCUCCUUAUUUUCUCACAGAUCAAGACAAGAAGCCCUUUCCUCGAAUAGGUGAUUUUGUCCUUAUAUUCCCUUUCAAUGAUGCUGCACUUCAAGCUUCCAGAAAUGGAAUAGAUGUAAAAGGCAUCAUACAAGAAAUACACAAAUUAAUGACUGAACAGUUGUCCCGGGGAAUACAAAAAGUAAAGGACAGAAAAGAUUAUUUAACUAUUAAAAAAUGUCUAUAAGCUACAACACAAUGAAAGAGUCAGAUUAUAAACAGUACCAAGGGGUACUGAGAUACUAACCUGGUUGUUUAGUUUUAAAAGGACAGGUAUGCUCUAUACUUAUUUCAUAAAUAUGGAUAUCACAAGACUUUAAACUGUAACUAGUACUAUUGCUUAUUUAACAAUACCCCUAAUAAAUUAUUUUUAAAUAAAAGAAUUCCUAAAUACUUUUAAAAGGUAUUCUGACAUGAAAAUAACACAAAGAGGAAAAUAUAAAGUUGCAUUAAUUUUCUUUUAAACGUCAGUCCUUGUCUCUGUCUAAUAUUUGUUUACGAAUUUCUCCCCUGUAAUUCAGGGUCCUUUGUUUAUGCUGUUUUUCUCCCCUGGAAGGCUUUAUAACUUUAAAAAGCUCAUCAGUUUACAUGCUGAAGCAUAGAGUUUAAUAUCCAUGCCUCUUAAUUUACAAAGCUGCCAGUAUUAUAAGGGUGUUGGGUUUUUUUUAAUAAUCCAAGUCUGGCUCUGCUCAACUGAGCUUUCAUAGAAUCUUAGAAAAGUAGGGCUGAAAGAGUCCUCCAGAGAUCAGAGCUUAACCCCCUGCUAUACAAACCAUCCUGGAGAAAGCCUUGUCUAACCUGUUACUAAAACUACACAACCACAAGGCAUAGCUUCCUAACCUGCCACAGGUAAAGUAGGAAGACAAGUGGUCAGUACCCUGCUGCUACCAGGGAUGUUAAAAUACUCUGGAGAGAUCUGCAGAUGCUUCCUCAGCCUGACGAAGGGUGCUUGUGCCGAAAGCUUGCUAAGAAGAAUUUUUCCAACUAUUUGAGUUGCUCUAAUAAAAGAUACCGGAUUUACCCAAAGAACCUUGUCUGCCCUCAAGAGAUCUGGCAUUCAGUACAUGCUGUGUGAAAGAAAUAUAAUUCCAGUAGAACUGUUCGUUUCCUUGAAACAGAUAUCUUCAAAAAUUCUUAUGAAAUCUAAUUACAAAAAAAUCCUCUAUGCCAGUGGUUCUCAUCCUUUUUAGAUUUAAGGCACCCCUUGCUAUGCUCAAGGCACAGAAAAUAUCAGCUCCUAGCUUUCUUAUGUUUCUUGCCUAUGGAAAAAUAACACAGCAAUACUUCUGUUGCAAAGAACUCGGAAAGACCACAACAGGUCAAAAUAUUUUUGUCACUAUGGACUCCUAUUUGAGAUCUCUGGGUUUAUCUUUUGAAUCAAGUUUGCAAAACCAAGUGCUAAUACUGUGCAGCACCUUAUAGAAUCUUUAAAAGGAUCUUAUGGCACCCAAGGGUGCCACAUACCUGGUUGAGAAUCGCUACUUUAUGCUGUUCCUAACUGCUUUGCAGACUUUACAAACUCUAAACAAAAGAAUCCCCACAAGAGGCUUUGUGAAAAAAAUAUUUUCAUUAGGUUUCUCAAAGCAACAGAGGACUUCAAUACUGAAGCUGAGCUGUAAGCUGCCAACACCCUACUCAAACCACUAGAUCAAACCUCUCUCUUGCACACAGUCCACUGAAUGCCUUCUGGAAAUGUAUUGUUGUUAAACGGUCACUUCAUAGUGUUAUGCCAUCAGUGUGCUAGCUUACACCUGACUGACGGUAUAAAACUUUCUCAGUAAAACUAAGUGGAAAAAAUGCUACCACUAAAUCAAAACUCUCCAUUAAUUCAAACCAGAAUCAUCCCACAGUGCAUCUCUACUGCCACCAACUGGCUGUAUGGCAGUAACAGUACCUGUAUUAACCCACCGUACAGCCUCACAUUUGUUCCAAAAGGGAAGACAAAUUCCAGCUGCUUUGCGGUUAAUCUAAUGAUAAUCUAAUUGAUAAUCUGCAGACAGCAGAGUCAUGAGGUUUUCCAACUGUAUUUUAAUUUCCUUGCAAGAUUCUCAAAGUGGUCAUCCCGAGUACCUUUCAUGACUGGAAUCACAGAGGGAUGUUUUGGGGACAGCAGUGUUCAUGUGUUAGACUGCUUCAGCAAAAGGGUACAAUGUAGUCAUAAUCGUGAUCACUAUUCAUUCUAAGAGCCAAGAUAAUCUGUGACUGGGAGGGGCCAUUGCCAUUCAGAGUAGAAGAGCAUGCUUCCCUGCUUUUGCAGUACAAAGCCUGAAAAGAGAGAGAAACAUGAGGAGCAGUGUGCUUUUCUGUACAAAGAAUGAUUAAAUCAAUACUAAUAUUUUACUGUAGUUUCAUUUCCCUUGGAAGGGAACUGACUAUUGCAAGUCAAAGUAGCUCCUCUUAAUUUUUGUCAGCAUCUGCUCCCUUCUGUUUGAGAGCAAGCUGGACUUCAGUUACAUAGUUUGAUGGUUCCUUUGCUUUUGCACUUUUAAAUGUUGUCUGAUAAUAGUAAAUUACUAUGUAAGCAAUGGUAGUUGUACAGGAUAACGCAAUGACUAUUAAAAGCUUAUAACUAA
Molecule: messenger RNA, 4836 nt
Organism: Alligator mississippiensis (American alligator)
Lineage: Eukaryota; Metazoa; Chordata; Crocodylia; Alligatoridae
Gene: TTLL2
Product: tubulin tyrosine ligase like 2
Exons: 1
Coding region: 681-2450 (589 amino acids)
Biological process (GO): protein polyglutamylation; microtubule cytoskeleton organization
Cellular component (GO): cilium
Molecular function (GO): tubulin binding; tubulin-glutamic acid ligase activity
Source: RefSeq, a predicted model, not a curated record